AUGGCCCACAAAGCUGCCAUUGAAGCAUUGGACCGUACAUUGAAAGACAUUAGAAACAGCCCAACUACCAUGGGGGGAGUAACUGUGAUGUUUUCUGGCGACUUCAGACAAACUCUGCCUGUUGUGGUGCGGGGAACGAGGGCUGAUGAUAUCAAUGCAUCUCUGAAGCGAUCCACAUUGUGGCCAACCGUUGAACGCCUCUCACUGACAUUGAAUAUGAGAGCUGUUUCUAUUGACCAACAACGAGAUGAGGAAUUCUCAGAAAUUCUAAUAAAGCUUGGAGACGGAACUUUAGAUAAUAUAAAUGGUAUAAUAACGAUCCCCCCUUCACUUGGUGUUGUUGUCAGCUCACAAGAUGAACUGAUAACCAAUGUCUUUCCAGGUGUUCAUGACUUACUUAAGAUGGAGAGUGCAUGGCUCUGUGAUCGUACGAUUCUCUCUCCCAAAAACGACCAAGCAAAACAGAUAAACAUGAAGGUGAUGGCUCUCUUCCACAGCGAAGAACGCACGUAUACAUCUGUGAACACCGUCCUGAGAGAAGACGAUGCUGUAAACUACCCGGCAGUUUCUCGACUCAGUUUCAGCACCCGGCUUGCCUGA
Macrosteles quadrilineatus (aster leafhopper) is the source of this 600-nucleotide messenger RNA. RefSeq lists its product as uncharacterized. Gene Ontology annotation, biological process: telomere maintenance; DNA repair. Gene Ontology annotation, molecular function: DNA helicase activity. The transcript has a single exon. The record is from RefSeq and is a predicted model, not a curated record. Lineage: Eukaryota; Metazoa; Arthropoda; Insecta; Hemiptera; Cicadellidae. The coding region runs from base 1 to 600 and encodes 199 amino acids.